Aethina tumida (small hive beetle) is the source of this 2989-nucleotide messenger RNA. RefSeq names its product mothers against decapentaplegic homolog 6 (gene Dad). NCBI's taxonomy places the organism in Eukaryota, Metazoa, Arthropoda, Insecta, Coleoptera, Nitidulidae. The transcript is spliced from 5 exons. Gene Ontology annotation, cellular component: heteromeric SMAD protein complex. The record is from RefSeq and is a predicted model, not a curated record. The coding region runs from base 303 to 1337 and encodes 344 amino acids. Gene Ontology annotation, molecular function: transcription regulator inhibitor activity; I-SMAD binding. Gene Ontology annotation, biological process: SMAD protein signal transduction; cell differentiation; anatomical structure morphogenesis.
AACCAGCGUGCCGGCACCGCGACACCGCCAGUCUGUUCGUCAAGACCAACCGAAGCGGACACGUCGCAGUUAAACGAAGGCCCAGGUCCACACCACACGCCCGAUUUGUGUGUAUCCCGUUGCGUGCAGUUCGAUUCGAAUGUCAUCUGCACCGUGCACCGUUGCAGUGGCCAGAUAACGAGGGUAGGCGGUAUCGAUAGUGGUGGUGCUCCGAGAGGUGUUUUGAGUUGUGCGAGUGUUAGUGUAACGUUAACGUAGUGGCACCCAAAUGCUUGCCCGCCGCGCAGGAAAAAUCCUAUUUAAUGUUCAUGUUUCGGAAAAGAAAGACCAACUUGACUAGGAAAUUGCUGAAGGCCCGCAAAAAGCGGAUGUACGAUGAAGGUGGCGGGGGUCCGGCGGAGGAGGAGGACGUGUGUGACGGGCUGCUGAAGAGGCUCGAGGAGAACCAGCUGGACAUGCUGCUGAAGGCGAUCGAGGGUCGCGGCCAAAACGUGUCCAACUGUGUCCUGGUGCCUCGCAGCCACGAAGACCGGCCGCACGUGCUGUGUUGUCAAGUGUGGAGAUGGCCCGAUCUCUCGCAGUUCACACAGUUACGCAGUCUGCCAAUCUGCCAUUCGGCCUCCGACCCCGUCUACAUUUGCUGCAAUCCCUAUCACUGGAGCCGGCUCCAUCAACCUGAAACUCCACCACCCCCGUACUGUCGAUCUAGUUCCGAUAUGUUAAAACCUGAAGAUCGGGCACCCAGCGAAGUUCCUUUAGUCACCAGAGAUUCGUACCCCGAAUCGCUCACAACGAACGGAGAUUCACAUAUGGCUUCGAACGCAUGGUGCAACCUGGCGUUCUGGCAGAUGAGGACGAGGGUCGGUCGAACGUACCCGGUGGAGUACGCGACUGUUAACAUCUUCGGCUCGGAACCGCCGCACGGCCAGGGGAUCUGUCUCAAGAAUCUGGCGCAGCACAGCUUCUCGCCGCCCGAAUCGGACGUCAAGACGAUGUGUAAAAUCGGUCUAGGAAUAACACUGUCGCUUGAAGGUGACUGCGUCUGGCUGUACAACCGUUCGGAGGUGCCGAUAUUCGUGCACUCGCUGACCCUCUGCGAUCCGGAAUCGAAUCCCUCGUCGAACCCUACAAAAGUACCUGCCGAGCAUUGUCUGUGCGUGUACGACCUGUCGCUGGUGCACGGGCACAGUUACUACGCGCAGCACAAUCUCGGACCCAUCGAUCCCCAUUCCAUAAAGGUGAGCUUCGUGAAGGGCUGGGGCUCCAACUACAAGUGCCGGGACAUCACCUCGUGUCCCUACUGGCUCGAGAUCUGUCUGAGGGCGCCCUGCAGGUGAUCCGAGAUGCCUGGAUCGCGGACCGUACAAACGUGGAACUCUAUUGUGAUCCGUGCCAUGGAAAUUGUUCCGGGAUCAAGUUGCAUGGCAGAUUUAGUUGUUGUAAAAAUUUUUUUACUAAAAAAAUAAAGGCUGAAUUUGUAUUUGAACGAAACGCUGGAACAGAGUGCAACACAUGGUUUCCGUCCGACUACUACCUUUUCAGUUUUUGGGCCGAAAUGUCCGCUUUUUUUAUAUAAUUAUUAUUGUUGUCGUUGUUGUUAUUAAUAACAUUAUAUUCGAAGUGUCUUAAAAAGAAGCCGUACUAUUGCAAAAAAUUGAAACGAAAGAGCAUUUAUUAAAGCUGGCAUUUUCGGUGAAACUUUGCACAGGGUAUGUAAAAGCGAAAUUGUGUAAAUGUGCAGAUUUACGAAUAUAUUAUGAAUAGCGAAUAGAUUUUUAAAUAAAUUGUGAACCCAAAACAAUAUUGUAACCGUUCAAUUUGUUCCAUAUCGACAAAUCGAACGUGUCCACAGACAAGUAAUUUGUAACAGAACGGUUGCUGGGAUGUUGCAACGAUGUUGUAAUAUUUCAGGCAACUCUUCUACUAACAUUAAUAGAACAUAUUUUGUUACAAGUGGAUAAAUUGAAUAAACCUUCGAUACAUCGACGAAUUGAUGUACUUGUUAAGGUUCACUUAAAUUUAUACUUUUGGUGCUUUGGGAUAUUGUAAAAAUCUCAAUGUAGUAGGGACCAUUACGAAAAAAACCUGUUAAUUUCAUUAGUUUACAACAAAAGCAUUUUUAUUUUUGUACUUUAUCGUUGGCUCCGGAAAUACACGAUUACUUUCUGACUGAAUCUUUUGUUAAUCUUAAAUAAAACAAUCCUGUAUUACUUGAGCUGGCUGUUGAGAUUGUGAUUUGAAAGACGAUCCGAAUCUUGGACGGUUCGACAGUGUUUCACCUUUCGAAUCUCCAAAAUCUAUAUUUAUUCCAUUAUAAUUUAUUUUUUGUACUUAUUUUAUUGAUUGUCGUGAGGCAAUCGGUAGUAAUAAAUUUGUAUUUCGUCUUGCUUUUUUGUAACGAGGUUAUUUCCUAUGUACUGUUACAGUUACUAGUCACUAAGAUUGAAGUUUGCUAGGUCCAUGCAAUGAAAAAAUAUAUAAUAGCAGUGCCUUCAUAGCGAUAUUUAUAUGUAAAAAUUAAAAAUAAUGUAUUUCAUAGUUUUUGUUUAUUUAUUUAAAACAAGUGAACUGUACAAUUUUGUAUAUUUCUGAAUAAAUAAGAAAUAAAUUUCUAUUAAAAUAACUGGGAUAUAUAUUAUUUAAUCUGUACAAUUAUAUCCAUUUCGAUCAUUUUUUUUUAAUUUAACAUCUCGUCUUGUAUUUUUGUUGAACUAUUUAUUGAUUUUUUAUUAUUUUGUUUUUAUUUUUGUGUACUGACUUUCAGUCAUCCUAAUAAUUCACAAAAAGGAUGUUUAUGGAAGAAACUGUAUGUUUUAUGUGUUUUUUUUUUGUAUAUAAAAUGCUCAUUUUCCUCUCGAGACACAAUUCAAAGGACAAUCAGUCAAGCCAGUCCAGAAAAUUGUAAAUACUGUACAUAAUAUCCACAACACAAUUUUGAGGGAUUCUCAAACAUCCCUUAAAUUGCUAAAUAAAGAAUGAUUAAUUUAUA